Rattus rattus (black rat) is the source of this 923-nucleotide messenger RNA. It is a transcript of the gene Nrip3, whose product is annotated as nuclear receptor interacting protein 3. The transcript is spliced from 6 exons. Gene Ontology annotation, molecular function: aspartic-type endopeptidase activity. The coding region runs from base 101 to 811 and encodes 236 amino acids. NCBI's taxonomy places the organism in Eukaryota, Metazoa, Chordata, Mammalia, Rodentia, Muridae. Gene Ontology annotation, biological process: proteolysis. The record is from RefSeq and is a predicted model, not a curated record.
GGCGCGGGAGCCGGCUCCCGCCGGAGGUGUCCAGGAGCUCGAGGUUGAGGGCUCUCCGGAGGGACGGACACCCGGCCGCCCGGCCGCGGACGUCUCAGCGAUGUUUUACUCAGGGCUCCUCACCGAGGGCGGCCGCAAGGAGACAGACAUGCGGGAGGCGGCGUCCCUGCGGCAGCAGCGCCGGAUGAAGCAGGCGGUGCAGUUCAUCCACAAAGACUCAGCCGAUCUGCUGCCCCUGGACGGCCUCAAAAAGCUGGGCUCCUCCAAGGACACGCAACCUCAUAACAUUCUGCAGAGGCGCCUCAUGGAAACCAACCUGUCUAAGCUCCGGAGCAGCCGUGUCCCUUGGGCCUCCAAGACCAACAAAUUCAGUCAGGCUAAGUCUGAAGGGCUAAAGAAGUGUGACGAUGAUGACAUGAUUUUAGUGUCUUGCCAGUGUGCUGGGAGGGAUGUGAAAGCUUUGGUUGACACUGGCUGUCAACAUAAUCUCAUCUCCUCGGCCUGUGUGGACAGAUUGGGACUAAGGGACCAUGUCAAAUCCCAUAAGCACGAAGGAGAAAAGCUUUCUCUACCCCGGCAUCUCAAAGUAGUAGGCCAGAUUGAGCACCUACUGAUUACAGUGGGCUCUCUCCGCCUGGAUUGCCCAGCAGCUGUGGUUGAUGACAAUGAAAAAAGCUUGUCACUUGGUCUCCAGACUCUUCGAUCCCUGAAGUGCAUCAUAAACUUGGACAAGCACCGGCUGAUGGUGGGGAAGACAGACAAAGAAGAAAUUCCUUUUGUGGAGACAGUUUCUGUGAAUGAUGACAAGUGAGUGCAUGAGUUGGGGUUUUCUCAGAUGGUGUAUAGGCUUAUAGCCCACCUUUAGCUUUCAGUCACAGCAGAAGUCAGCCCUUCUCCAGACCAGAGUUUACUGUCCCACAGAA